Messenger RNA from Sporothrix schenckii 1099-18, 1125 nucleotides. RefSeq names its product sucrase/ferredoxin-like family protein. The record is from RefSeq and is a predicted model, not a curated record. The transcript has 2 exons. NCBI's taxonomy places the organism in Eukaryota, Fungi, Ascomycota, Sordariomycetes, Ophiostomatales, Ophiostomataceae. The coding region runs from base 1 to 1125 and encodes 374 amino acids.
AUGUCGUUCGGCUUCCGGUCGCUCAUAGACGGCGCCAAGAAGUUCGCAAUCAACGGCGCAAACUCGUCCUCUGCACCGAUCACGGAGCUCUUUGCUAAGGCCGACCCAUCUAUUGACGGCGAUGACUGCAGCCAUGACUGCUCGAGCUGUACCAUCCACUACCCGCGCAACUUCAAGAUCGAUCACGACGACCGGCUCUAUGGCUUCGUCAAGGGCUGGAGCACGCACAUGAUUGUGGCUACCGGAAAGACCGAUUGGGUACGCGAUGUGGCGGACGAAAAGGGCAGUGUCAUGCAAGCUGUCAACGCCGCUUCCAGCCCAACAAACGGGCGCAUGAUGCUCUCGGCCUCCAACAUUCCCACACCCAACCACUCCUCCAACUACGCGGACCCCACCCGCGUCCUCCUCCUACCCGCCUUUGUCGUCGUCGACCAUGUCACCCCGGCUCUCGUUCCCUCCGUACUCAAGAACCUGGUGAACAAGUCGCCCACUAACGCAACGCCCCUCAUCGCCUCGCCGUCGCUCCCGUCCUCGCUGCCCGCGCCCCUCACCUACCACCACAGUCCCCACAGCGUCGUUGUUCUGCUCUGCUCUCAAAAGACCCGCGACGCCCGCUGCGGCCAGUCCGCACCCCUCAUCCGCAAAGAGCUUGAGCGCCACCUGCGGCCCCUCGGUCUGUUUCGCGAUCUCGACGAUGAGCGGCCCGGUGGUGUCGGCAUCUACUUUAUCUCGCACGUUGGUGGCCACAAGUACAGCGCCAACAUGAUGGUGUACCGCCGGCCGGACGCCUUUGGCAUCGAUGCCGUCAAGAGGGGCUCGCUGACCGAUGCGGAGCAGGACGCGCUGCCAGCGCGCAUCAAGGCGGUCACACCAGCGGUUCUGCGGGGCGCGAAGGCGAAAAGCGCCGGUGACGACAGCGAGCCUGUCGCGGAGGAUGAGGCAAACGGGGACGGCGCACUGAACACGUCGGCGGCGGGUGCGUCGCAAUGCAUCUGGCUGGCACGCGUGACGCCCGAGGACUGCGAGAACAUUGUCAAGUACACGAUCCUGCAGGGCAAGGUGGUCAAGCCGGAAAGCCAGCUGCGCGGUGGAUUCGAUCGGGAGAAGGGCUUGCUGAGCUGGUAG